This is a messenger RNA of Elaeis guineensis (African oil palm), 2045 nucleotides long. RefSeq names its product protein disulfide isomerase-like 5-4. NCBI's taxonomy places the organism in Eukaryota, Viridiplantae, Streptophyta, Magnoliopsida, Arecales, Arecaceae. Gene Ontology annotation, cellular component: endoplasmic reticulum; COPII-coated ER to Golgi transport vesicle. The record is from RefSeq and is a predicted model, not a curated record.
AACGGCCAGGGCAGCGUACGAGGCUCGAAGACAGAGAGAGCCGAAAACAUCUCUCUCGCCUUCCUACUUCUUGGAUUCAGAAACCGUCGUCGGCUUAGGGUGGAGCCACGGAUCGUCUCUCUCAUUCUCUCGCCGGAAGCCAUGAUCUCCGCCAGCAAGCUCAAAUCGGUCGAUUUCUACAGGAAAAUACCUAGAGACUUGACAGAGGCAUCACUUUCAGGUGCUGGAUUAUCCAUCAUGGCAGCAUUUUCCAUGAUGUUUUUAUUUGGAAUGGAGUUGAAUUCUUACCUGACAGUGAGCACUUCUACAUUUAUAAUUGUUGACAAAAGUACAGAUGCAGAGUUCUUACGCAUUGAUUUUAACAUAAGUUUUCCUGCCCUCUCAUGCGAAUUUGCAUCGGUUGAUGUGAGCGAUGUGUUGGGAACAAGCAGGUUGAAUAUUACAAAAACUGUCCGCAGAUUUUCGAUAGACCCAAAUUUAAUAGCAACAGGAUCUGAAUUCCACCCAGGACCCGUCCCAAAAAUUAAUAGACAUGGAGAUGAUAUUGAAGAAGAAUAUGCUGAUGGUUCAGUUUCUUUAACUGCUGACAAUUUUGAAAAAUUUGCACGUCAAUAUCCCAUUUUGGUGGUCAAUUUUUAUGCACCUUGGUGCUACUGGAGCAAUCGCUUGAAACCAUCAUGGGAGAGGACUGCAAAAAUAAUGAGAGAAAGAUAUGAUCCUGAAAUGGACGGACGUAUUCUCUUGGGAAAGGUUGAUUGUACUGAAGAAGGUGGACUGUGCAGGAGGCAUCAUAUCCAGGGCUACCCAUCCAUUCGCAUUUUCCGCAGAGGGAGUGAUGUUAAGGAAAAUCAUGGACACCAUGACCAUGAAUCUUAUUAUGGAGAACGGGACACAGAAAGUUUAGUUGUGGCAAUGGAAAUUCUGGUUGCACCUGUUCCAAGAGAGUUCCAUAAACAGGCAUUGGAUGACAAAUCUGGUCAAACCAUUGAUACAUCAAAACGACCUGCACCGUUGACUAGUGGGUGUAGAAUAGAAGGUUUUGUGCGUGUCAAAAAGGUUCCAGGUAACCUUGUCAUCUCAGCCCACUCAGGAGCACACUCUUUUGAUCCAUCUCAAAUAAAUGUCUCGCAUGUCAUUUCACAAUUUUCAUUUGGUAAGCAGCUCUCCCCACAGAUGCUGUCUGAAGUGAAGAGGCUAUCACCCUUUGUUGGUGGAAGCCAUGAUCGAUUAACAGGCCGAUCAUACAUCACUAAUCAUGCUGAUGAUGUUAAUGCAAAUGCUACUAUUGAGCAUUACCUUCAAAUUGUAAAGACUGAGACAGCAUCAAGAAAAUCUUCUCGGGAGUUUAAAUUGCUAGAGGAGUAUGAGUAUACAGCCCACAGUAGUUUGGUGCACAGUCUGCAUAUUCCUGCUGCCAAAUUCCAUUUUGAGCCCUCUCCCAUGCAGGUCUUCGUAACUGAAGUUCCAAAAUCCUUCUCACACUUCAUUACAAAUGUUUGUGCUAUCAUCGGAGGUGUUUUUACGGUUGCUGGAAUAUUGGAUUCUAUCCUGCACAAUACAAUCCGGCUUAUGAGAAAGGUUGAAUUAGGGAAACAGUUUUGAUGGGCCAAGGUGAAAGUUUGGUUGUAGAAGGGGUCCAAAGUUUUGCUCAUUCCCCUAGCUAGCAAUUCCGUUUUUAUGUUUUUACUCAUGGCAGAUGAAUCUUUUUGUCGCAAGAUGCAUGCAUUGGCCAGUGUAGUUAAAACCGGACAAAUGCAUGUAUUAAAAAUAUUGGUUCCCAAAACCAUUCCUGGAGUCCUCCGAUUAGACAAAUUCUAACCGUUACUUGCAUUAGGGGCAAUACUCCUAUGGUGAGCGGGUGGGCGUAUGGUGUGGGGGGCUUGUGUGGGGGCACGCUUGCAGCGUGUGAGGAUGUGCCGGCCGUGUGUGCACAUUCUCAGGUGCGAGCAUGCGGUGGACGGCGUAUUGAGAACCGCAGGCCCUGUAUUGGUGAAAGACUCCGCCCUUGUAGAAAUAAAAAGAGUAAGUCGAAUUCUUGAUUGGAA